AUGCCAGAGAAAUUGCAGAAUAACGAAAAAGGAGGUCUAUAUACGGUGGAAGUUUCAAGUUUGGACGACUGUGAUCCUGUGAUCUCCACUGUUGUUGCCUUGAAUGGGAAGAAGAUUGAAGUUCAUCAACAGGAUGCUGAUGUAGCAAUGCAAUAUAUUGAUGAUAUUGCCGAUCUGGAGAUGGAUCCCGACUUUGAAAGGAAAGUCCUAAGGAAAAUCGACUACGCAAUUUUGCCUGUGAUCAUAGCUCUAAUGUCAUGUCAGUUGAUGGAUAAGACAACCAACUCUUAUGCGUCAAUUAUGGGCCUGCAAGAAAGUUUGAAUAUGAGUUUGAGAGAGUAUAGUUGGGUAGGGUCCUCGUUCUAUUUUGGCUAUUUGAUUUUUCAGUACCCGGCAAACUUAUUACUGCAAAAACUACCACUCUCCAAAACACUCUCCAUAGCAGUCAUCUGCUGGGGUGUAGUUUUAAUGUGUCAUGCUGCCUGUACCGAUGCAGCAGGAUUUUUAGUUUGUCGAGUAUUUCUAGGUGUUUUCGAAGGGUUUAUGAAUCCAGCAUAUAUCUUACUAACUUCUCAGUGGUGGAGGAAGGAGGAACAGUUUAUAAGAACCUGUGUUUGGUGGGGUAUGCAAGGUUUUGGUACUAUUUUGGGAUCCGGCAUUGCAUAUGGGUUGCAGGUUCAUCGAGCCGGGUAUCAAACAUUCCCAUCUUGGAAAUGCGUUUACGUCAUAACUGGUUGCAUUACUUUAUGCCUUGGCUUUGUCAGCUACCUUCAUAUACCAGACGUUCCUACAAAAGCAUGGUUUUUGAGCGAAAAGGAGAAACUCUAUGUUGUUGAAAGGGCAAAGGAAAACCAACAAGGUUUUGGUAACCAAAAAUUUAAAUGGAAGCAAGGCAAAGAAGCUAUUUUUGACCCGUGUACCUACAUCUUUUUUGUCUAUGGAAUUUCAUACGCAAUUCCGAACGGAGGCUUCAAUAACUUUGGAUCCAUAUUGUUAAAGGAUGAUUUUGGAUUCUCAACAGCCGAUGCGUUGCUAAUGAAUAUGCCAGGCGGAGGAAUUGAUAUUAUUUUCCCUUUAUGUGUUGCACUCUUUAAUUACUACUUGCUUAAAAACCAGAGGUUGGUAUCUUGUGCUAUAGUGAAUACCACAGUGGUUGUUGGAAUGUGUCUAUUAAAUUUUACAGACAGUAGAGGUUCGAGGUUGGCUGGAUACCUAUCAUUCUACAUGGCAACAGCUGUAUCGGCAGGAAUAUGCUCAACCAUAGCAUCGAAUAUUGCCGGAUCUACCAAGAAGGUGGUAGUUAACACAUUCUUUCUAGUAGGCUAUUGUGCCGGCAAUAUAAUUGGUCCACAGACAUUUAACGCUAAACAAGCACCGGGAUACUCAGGCGCCAAAGCUGCAAUGCUCGCCUCUUUUGCCAUUGGUACGUGUCUCAUAAUUGCUCUUUAUGUUAUUUACACGUGUCGUAAUAAGAAGAAGGAUGAAAUAAUCCAAUCUUUAGGUGAGAAGUAUUCAAUUCCUGACAAUAUCGCUUUUGCAGAUUUAACUGACUUUGAAAACCCUGGAUUUAGGUACUCGUUAUAG
This is a messenger RNA of Pichia kudriavzevii, 1584 nucleotides long. RefSeq lists its product as uncharacterized. The transcript has a single exon. NCBI's taxonomy places the organism in Eukaryota, Fungi, Ascomycota, Pichiomycetes, Pichiales, Pichiaceae. The coding region runs from base 1 to 1584 and encodes 527 amino acids. Gene Ontology annotation, biological process: transmembrane transport. Gene Ontology annotation, molecular function: transmembrane transporter activity. Gene Ontology annotation, cellular component: membrane. The record is from RefSeq and is a predicted model, not a curated record.